Molecule: messenger RNA, 2979 nt
Organism: Trypanosoma conorhini
Lineage: Eukaryota; Euglenozoa; Kinetoplastea; Trypanosomatida; Trypanosomatidae
Exons: 1
Coding region: 1-2979 (992 amino acids)
Source: RefSeq, a predicted model, not a curated record
AUGGUGUCGCUUACGCGGCUUGAGGAAGUGGCGAGGGAGGCGGAGACGCUGCGGCGGCUUCUGCGCAGUGCCUUCCUCGAGGAUGCCCCGCGGAUUGAGGCAACCAUCUUUCAACAGUUGCAGAAGCUGCUUGGGCGCUGGCACUCUUCGUCGUCGUCUACUACGCCUGCUGCUCUUCAAUCGGAUGAUGAUGUGCAUCUUCUCAUUGAGCAAUACUAUCUGCAGGAAGCAUUUGCUGCGAUGCUGUUUCUUGCAGAUGAGUCCUUUGCCCAGCAGAGCCGUACGGUGCCCGUUGUAGCUCCCCCGCGGCUUGCGGCGGUCAACAUUUCAAAAUCUGCGUUUUACGUGGAUGUGCACAUGCGGCGCUACUGCACCGAGCUGUUGCUGUAUUUCUGCUUUUCCCGCGUGUGCCAAACGCACCGCGUUGUGCAGGCGCUUUAUCCUCUGCUUCUGCGCGGCAACCAGGCGUUGUUGGGCGGCGCGUCGCAGAAUCACGUGGGCGAGGGCCUCUUUAGCGCAACUCGCUUUCUGCAAAAGAAGAAGUUUCUCUCCAGCCUCCUCAACGGUGUCAUGGCAACACUUCCUGACGGAGUCACUGCCGUGGUUCGGGUCCUGCUGCUCGACGACCGCGUGGAGUCGGGCAUGACGAUGGAUGCCGCCAAGCAGAUGGCGUCCCUCUUCUACACCCCGCUGCGCCACGCGUGGCUUCUAAAGGAAGGCGGCGUGACGUACACGGAGUGCCUAACCUUAACGGAGCAGGUCCCGCUGCUCUCCGCGCAGCUGGUGAAUCUUCUGGCGUCUGUGACGGAGAAGUCGGUGACUCCCGAGGUGGAGCGGGUGCCGCAUUGUUUGCCCCACUUCCUGCAGCAGCAGCAGUCGCUCCGCGAAGGACGGCUCCUAAAGCGAGAAACAGUUGAGGAAAGGCUGCAGCUGGGCCUUACCAGCAUCCUCAACGCCACACUGCGCCUGCCGCCUCGAGGCGAAGAGGACAAGUCGGCGUUUGCCCGCAGCUACAAGUGCUUCUGUCUUUACAACAGGCACCUCCUCACGCCCGCAUUUCGGGCACUUACUUUGCGCGGCGCCGAUGCGGGCGGGGAGUGCGACGAGGUCCUACUGGCGUUGCGCCGUCUCUCUGUAGUGGCGCGGGGUUCCACGCUUGGCCCGUCGCCACGGGCGCUGCUGCUCACCCUGGAGCCACUCUCACCUGGCCUACUGGAGUUGCUUGCGCUCGACGACGCCCUCCCCGCCGCGCACCGUGCUCUGCUUCAAAGCCUGUUAGCGGCGUUAUGGGAGCUACCAGCGCAUUUUGAGGCGCUGGCGCACAUCUUUGUGCGAGGUGCACUCGCGCCUGUUCGGGGGUCUUACUCGGUUGAUCGAGUCCAGGCGAAGGUGUGUGUGGAGCUUCGACGUUCCUCCCCAACCGCUGUGCGCAUACGCGGGUUGCGGCGUCUCGUACUACAUUCGGGCGCUCCAACGGACGCCGUGUGCAAGCUUUUGAUGGCAGCGGCGGCAAUGUGCCAGCAGUGCACCGCAAUGUCAAGUGUCGCUCCUGUAGAAGAGGGAAAGAGAAGUUGUAAAUCGGUGGCAUUUUUGUACACUGAGGAUGAACUGGCGGGGAACUCCGACUGCGAUAACGAGGAGAUUAUGCUUGGGCGGAUGAUUGAAGACAUGUGUCUGCAGCUAGGCGCGGAUGAACUGUUUGGCACACGAGUCACCCUGGAUCGCGUAUGUGAAGUCCUCUUCACGGUGGCGACAAUAUCCACCGCAUGCUGGCGGUGGACAAUGCUGUUGAUUCCCCGCAUUCUCGCCGUGGAUGUCAUUCACGCCGUCUUCGCAGAGUAUCCAACCACAGUGGAGCGGCAGAAGGCGGCAAACGCGCUACUGGUGCAGGUGCAGCGACUCUCAGCUGUGGUAAAUGCCUUGCAGGAUGCCGUUGUGGAAUCCGAGGCUGCAACGACGCUAGAGCGCUGUCUUGCUGUUGUACGGCAGUACGACUCCGAUGCAGCGGUGGACGACGCCACAUUUGCCGAGUGUCGCACUACUUUGCGGAGGAUUGAGGAGAGUCUUGACAUGAGUUCCACUGCGUCGCUUGUGGUUCAUCUUCUAACACUCUCACGCGCCGCGGCGGAGACGGCCUCUCGCUUCUCGCGAAAACCCCUGGCUAGCGCCAGCGGGAAUGCCGCUGAUACUCGUCGCUUGGGUGACGCUGGGGCGGGCGGGGGUGUUGUGCAAUCCGCUAUGCGGCUGCUCGUUCGCGUGCUCGUUGAGGUGGAUGAUGCAUGCGCUGCUGUGGCUGCGUGCACAACACUGGUUUGGUGGUCGCUUGCACGGUUGGACUCUGUGGAUUCGUCCUUUGUGUCGCGCCUUGUGGUGAGUCUGCUUGGCGUGGACGAGGGCAGCUCGGUGGCACUGCGCGCUAUCCUUCCAGGCGUGACUCACGCCGUGACGCCGCCGCGCAUUAGCCGGAUGAAGGUGCGCUUGCUUGAUGUCCUUCUCGGCCUCUGCGACUACGACGAGGAGGGGCGUACACUGCGCAAUAUCGAUGACUACUGCAAGUUGGAGGCAAAAUGCACUCUGUACGAUAUUCUUGCUGAGUUGUGUGGGCCCCAGCACAGCCCCAUUGUGCAGGUUGCCGCCCUGCAUCUCAUUGGCCACUACACGACUGCCACAUAUCCCCGUGUUUCACUUGCCGCAGCUUGUACACUCUGCGUGGAUGUUUUUCGCCACACACCGCACGAGAUGGCAAAGGCUGCGUCUGCCGCGAUGCUGUCGCACGUCGCAGGGUCUCUUGAAGCGAUGGGUACUUUGGCAGCCCUCAGCGACGUUGAUGUUGAACUGCUGCACAAAAUGGCGGAGGCCCUGUGCAGUUAUUGCGGUGCCGUAGACGGCAGCGAUGAUCACGAGGCUGUGAUUCACCACCACGGACGCCGCAUCAGGGAACUGCUGCAGCAUUCGUUUCACGUGCUGCGGGAAUCCUGA